AUGAGCUCAUCCGACGCCCACCGCCGCCGCAGCAAAAAGGACUCGAGCAGCCCGAAGAGCAAGGACAGAGACCGCGACCGUGACCGCGAUCGGGAAAAGGACAGGGAGCGGCACAAGAGCUCCAAGUCGCGCAAGACACGCUCGUCAGCCUCCAACAACGACGAAGCAGAAGCGGAUCGCCCCCGCGAGCGGCCCUCGGGCGAGCGCGUGCGCACAUCGUCGUCCUCACAGUCGUCAAAAUCGCAGAAGAUGGCUGUCGUGCCCGAGAUGGCGCGGCGCAGCUCCCUGGGCUCAGCCAAUGCGUCCAGGUCCAGUCUGUCGUACCCGACCCUCUCCAAGACGCACGCAAAGGAGAGCAUAUACUCGCGCGAAGAAGCCGCCUCGAAGAACCCCGCUACACCCCAGCCCACCGAAGUCGACCACGAGAAGACCGACGAGCCACGAGUCGUGCCACAGCCACCCACCCGAGUCGCGCCCACUCCUCCGGACAUGGAGCCCCACCGACAGAGUGUCGACAGCGGCACUCGCAUGACGUCCCAGGCUGGACCCCGGGCUGCGUCUCGCUCAAGCAUCAGGGAUGGCGACUUUGAUGGCACCGACUUCACCUCUACGACAGGUUCACAACCGAGUACGGUCCGCGCAAAGUCUCCCCGGCUACCCGUGAGGCACAAGACAGCAAGCCCUGCGAGAACCAAGACCGCAAGUCCUUCACGCACUCGCACGCCAGGAAGGUCGUCCACGCCAGUGAAGAUGAAGACUAGGGCGCCCUCCGAGUUCACGAUAGACUCUGAAGCAACAUCGGUGCCCCCGGAGCCAGUUGUCCCGGGUCGCGGCAAUUCUCCUUCAUACUCGGAUGCCUCUCCAGCCUCUGUGGUCGAUUCAUCGCCGCGGACACCGACGCAACAGUCCGUCCUUCCGUCCAUGGUAUCCUCCGUCAAGGACGGGCCACCGAUGAUUGAGAUUAUCAACGACCCCAUGUCACGAGCGCAGUCUGUGGAUCCAGGAUAUUCGGGCAUGGCUCCCCCGCCGCCACCACCGCCACCCCCUCCAGCCAUGACCGGCGAGCCUCCUCGCGUGGACUAUCUCCUGCAGAACGGUGGCCUGUCUCGACCAAUACCACGUAGUCUGCUGGCGGCCAUUGAGGGAGCACCAGCACCAGCAUACUCCUCAUAUACAUCGCCACGCGUCUCUGGAACACAGGACCACGAUGUACGCACAUUCUUCAAGCCCAUUCAAGUUGUGCUCAACAAUUACAACACCGUCAUGGACACCAACGGCUCUCUCGCCGUGGCGACAGGCUAUCGAUCCGUUGCCAGGCGUCUCCUUGACCGCCUCGAAAACGUGUUCGCGCGCAACAUAUCGUCCGAGCACUGCCAGUGCAUGAUGUGCUUCGAGCAACCGAUCGAAGAAGACUCCGCUGGUGUCAAUUGGGGGGAAAUCUUGGAACUUGUCUCUGGGCGGUGUGAGCUUCCUGCGUGGCCACCAUACGAAGAUCACUCAGACUCGGGCCUCGGUAUCUCGUCUUCACAGCUCGAAGCGCCUUGCCAACGAAUCGAUGUCGAUGUACCAGAGCAGUACCGUGCACAUUAUGAGAAACAAUCCAAGAAGACAAAGGUCGCAGUCCAAUCAUGGCUGUCGGACCAAACAGAGAACGUCCCCGAAGACGCCGACGACGAGACAUUGACCUUCAUCAUGCUGACACGUUUGGAGCAGCCACAGCGGCCUCUCUUCUAUGCGCUCCUCUGGGGGCUUGACCAGCUACCAACUCCCCGAACUCAGAAGCCCGACACGGGCACUCCACCUUACCUUGCAAAGGCAGGCCUUGCAUUACAGCGCCUCUAUCGUUUGCACAGUCCGCCACGAGACCAGCUCGUUGUCAUGUACUUGAUCCGCCACCCCGACAUGCAUAACAUGCUGGCAACUUUAGCGGCUGUGAAGAAACAUGAAUGGGAAAUUUUGGUGUCGGGAAGAUUUGAUGGAUUCCUCUGGUCAGGUGCAGAAGAUGUGCCCAACAUGAGUCCCCCUGGGAAAAUACCACCCACGGACGGGCCCCAGCGCUUCGCUUCACCAUUCAGUCCAAACCCAUAUUCUCGUCCCGGAUCGGCACGCCCUGGAUCCGUCCGACCACCGGGUGGAGCGCCCGUUCAGAUAGACGAAGAGACGGAGAUAGCUGUUCUGGCUGAGAUUGAGCGCGAGAUUUACCUUGGCAUGGAGGCCAUGGAAGACGCUUUCGAGCAUCUGCACAACCAAGCCGAGCUUGUGCGCAGACGCCUUCGUGAGCGUGCGGCUGGUCUAUCCAUGGUUGCGCAGCAACGCAGGGGGUCUGGCGCAGACGGUAUUGAGGUCAGAAUGGGAACGCCUGCGAACGCGCGCGAUGGUGACGAAAACUACGACGAUCUGAGAAGCGAGAUCGGACCAGAUGACUCGGCCAGUAACGUUUCGCACAACAGAAGGAGAAAGGCACACAGAGCUAGGGAGAGAAGGACGCCGGCACCGGUCGAGGAAGAAAGCGAGGAAGAGAGCACGCUCGCCGAGCGGAUCAGAAGGAGACUGCCAGGAUGA
Molecule: messenger RNA, 2562 nt
Organism: Parastagonospora nodorum SN15
Lineage: Eukaryota; Fungi; Ascomycota; Dothideomycetes; Pleosporales; Phaeosphaeriaceae
Exons: 2
Coding region: 1-2562 (853 amino acids)
Cellular component (GO): nucleus
Molecular function (GO): DNA binding
Source: RefSeq, a predicted model, not a curated record